UUGAAAAUAUGGCGGAGGGAAUUUUAUAGAGAAAAGUUGAAUAUUUCCGUCUGUUUUUGCAGUGAAGAAAUAAUUUGAAAAUGUUAUAGUGUCAUGUAAAGAAAGCAACGAGUAAAAUAUGUUAUUUGUGAAUGUAUAGUGGGAGAAGGACAAAAGAGAAUGUCUUAUUUUCCUUCGAAAACACGGGCAACGAAAUAUGACAAGGCCUCUGUCGAGUUUAGAAAAGAGCUUGAACUCUUGGCUAAAAAGUCAAAAGGAGAGUACGAAUCCUUAAAAAUUCAGGAAAAGAACGAAUUUCUUUCAAAUAGGGGUCUUGCUGUUAGAAUAGCUUCCCCAAGACGAAAACAACAAUUCAUAACAGAAGAAAAAGCUAAAAGCUCGAUACAGUCUAAUCGGAAUGACCAAAAAACACGAGUAACUCGUCAAAGCCCUCCUGAAAUGAAGGAAAGUACGAAUAAAAAAAUGGCUUUGAAAAAGAGUGAAGAUUUGAAAACGAAACCACGUCUUCAUGAGCCGGGAGUGGUUUCAAUAAGACCUGACAAUCCCGACCUCAAGGUGAUCAUGCAGGGAAAGAAAAUUGAAAAAAAGUCACCGGAUGUUGAUUUUGAUGAUUCAACUGAAAAAAGAAAGGAAAGGCACAUGGCAACAGACUAUCUUUACAUGCAAAAAGUUCACGAGUUCAACCUUUCCAGCAGCAAACCUUCAGCAAAGUUUGCCAUCACUGGUUCUCAAAAUACAUCCAUGCCUGUAUACCUUGCACAACGAAAACUUGAUGAUAUGAAAGACAGUUGUUUUGUGAAAAGCAAAAGAAGAACAACUUUCGAUGAUGAUGAACCUUUUGUGCUGGAUUGGUCUUCAGAUGAGAUUUCAAGUAAGACAUCAAUUGGACCAGAAAGUCGUCUUAUGUCCAGAGCAUCAAUGAGAGAUCAUAGUUCUAAUAUGCUUACCAAAGAUGAACAAAAUAAAAAUGCAAACUUUGACGAUGUCCUGCAGAAUUUGCAUACAACACACGAAAAGUCAGAACUCAGUGUUUCUCGUCUCAUUCAGAUGAAAUUGUCUCAAUUAACAGCUGGUAAUUCAGAGACUUCCGACUCUGUUAGGCCAUCGGUUCUUUCAAUUUUAGACAUCCCAUUGUUGGGGAAUCCUGAUGUAUCCUCUGAACCAUCAGUUUCUUCAACACCGGAGAUCCUAUUAUCAAAGGAUCAUGAUGUAUCUUCUGGACCAUCAGUUCCUUCACCCCUGGAGAUUCCAUUAUCAAAGGAUCAUGAUGUAUCUUCUGGACCAUCAGUUCCUUCACCCCUGGAGAUCCCAUUAUCAAAGGAUCAUGAUGUAUCUUCUGGAAGAUCAGUUCCUUCACCCCUGGACAUCCCAUUAUCUGGGGAUCAUGAUGUACCUAUUUCACCAUCAGUUCCUCCACCUCUGGAGAUCCCAUCAUCAAAGGAUCAUGAUGUAUCUUCUGGACCAUCAGUUCCUUCGCCCCUUGAGACCCCAUUGUUAAUGGAUCAUAGUGUAUCUACAGUACCAUCAGUUCCCCCACCCCUGGAGAUCCCAUUAUCUGGGGAUCAUGAAGUAUCUAUUGCACCAUCAGUUCCUCCACCCCAGGAGAUUCCAUUAUCAUCUGGUAAUAAUGAUGUACCUAUUUCACUAUCAGUUCCUCCCCCCCUGGAGAUCCCAUCAUCAGGAGAUCAUGGUGUUUCUACUGCACCAUCUGAUCCUUCACAAGAUCGAAAAAAUGACUUGGUGUCAUUUAAUGCUGCAGAUGUUGAAGAAAUUGGGAAUAAGCUUGACGCAGCAAAUAUGAACGACCCAAAUGGUCAUAAUAACAUGAAAAACAAUAAAUCAGAAAACAUUGACGACCCAAAUGGCCUUAAUAACAUGAAAAACAUUGAUGUUGCUCCUCAACAUGAUGAUCUUAGGCAAAUUUUACAGAAUAUGCAUCUUCCCUUGAAAGUUACAGCCUCUGACAUUGUGAACAUUUCUGGCAAGAAAGCCGGACUAUCCCAAAGACCCAGCGUUCAAAGUAAGUUUGUUGCAUCGAGACCACACACGACGGCAUUUAGCGGCGCAAGUGAUGACGUAACUUUUCUAUCAACGUGGCAGAAGAAGGAUACGUCAUUGAUGACGAAGGCCAAUGAAAAGACGAACAUUCAUCAUUUUUGCUCUCAAACGAACAGUUUUGAGUUACCUGCCCAUAUGACUCGUGUAUCCAGAGACAUGCACACAGUGGACAAGCAUAGAAUCGUCUCGGAUCGUUACAAUAAAGCGCCCAUAACACAGCAAAUCGAACGAAUGCAUCCUUUGCGUGAUGGCAUUUUCAAAUGUUCGCAAAAUGCGUACGUGGACUGGGAACAAGUGGCGGCUGAUUAUGACUUGAAGACACGAUUAUCUGAUGUGGCUCGAAAUAUCCUCGCCAAGUCCGAGUGUGAGGAAGAUACAUUGGAAGAUUUAGAGGAACUCGCUCGGGACAUUUUUUCACCAGCUUUAGAAGAGCCCCUUGUUAUUAAAGGUGUAAAAAUUGACAUCAAAGAUGAUUCGACAAGGUUUUACUGGUCCCCAGCUCCUCCUAAGCUUCAUCUCUCACCGCUCACGAUCAGAAGUCGGAUGUUUCCCUCUUAUUUUGGAGGAUCCGUUUUAAAGAACACGUCGGAAGUUGUACACGACUCCAUUGUGGGAACGCAACAGGUUUCAGAGGAAGACGAGGGCAACAUUGACGAUGAAGAUCCUGAAGAUGCUCAAGCUAGGAAAAGAGUGUUGGAACGUGCUCAUGGUUCGUUCUCUUGCAUCAUGGACCAAUUAUCUCGUAAACCCAACAUCAAGCAAGAGAGUAAUGUCCGUGUACUAUCAUCGCGAAACACGAGCUCAGGUGAUGGUACGAGUUCCCAUCACUGUGAAGUUAAACCCAACAUCAAGCAAGAGAAUGAUGUCCGUGUACUAUCAUCGCGAAACACGAGCUCAGGUGAUGGUACGAGUUCCCAUCACUCUGAAGUUAAACCCAACAUCAAGCAAGAGAAUAAUGUCCGUGAUGUCCGUGUACUAUCAUCGCGAAACACGAGCUCAGGUGAUGGUACGAGUUCCCAUCACUCUGAAGUUAAACCCAACAUCAAGCAAGAGAAUGAUGUCCGUGUACUAUCAUCGCGAAACAUGAGCUCAGCGAGUGAAAAUGAAGGAUCAGAACGAUUUCUCUCGGUUCUCGACGCACGUCGACAUAUGGCAAAAAUGAAGGAUUCGUUCGCGUUGCCCGCCGUGAAAAAUGCGAACGACGAUGAUAAAAUAUUCUCCGACGUCAUAAAUUUCAAAGCGAAACGGUUCUCCCAACCUGACCUAAGUUGCGAUGUUAGCUUGUGUUUUGAUACUGGUUACGACGCCAGUAUGAGAGAGCUACACCAGCAGAAAGAAUUACUGGAAAACAUGAAAAGUGACAGGGCGAUUCUUCUACCUGAGAAGGGUAGAGAUGUUAUACAAACGGCGAAAGAGGAGAAAGAAAACAUCCGUUCAUUUGAAAAACCAUCGUCGGUAAAAGAAGAUUCUGAAACGGAUCGAACAGAGAAGGAAGAAGAUGUCAUCGACGACACGACGUCAUGCAUCUCGAGCACGAUAAAAACAACAUCUAAAUUGAGGAAGGGCUCUCGUAAGUAUCAAACAACUCACGCGAAGAAGGAGAGGAAAGACGCCUCGAAGGAAAAAGAAAGGACGAAGAAAACCAAAGUAUUGAAGAAGAAAGCGUCGAGGCUGUUGAAAAUUCAUCUAAACUUCUUCGCAGCACGUUUCUCACUUCUCUUGUUUUACUUUAACAGAUCAAAGUCGCAAGAAUUCCCAUCACAUGAAAAGACAUUGACCCGUUUUCCUAGUUUACCCAGCGUGCUUGACCAUAGAAUCUUGGAUCACGAAAACCUAUCUGGAGAUGAAUUGUUUUUCUGGGUUCAAGAUGAAUAUUGGUUUAAAUGGCUCGAUGGCGUGGGUCCCCCAAAAUCGAAAACGCCCGUGGCUCUUCAAGAAAUGAUGAGCACUGUAGCGGAUGGCGAGACUUCAACAGGAGCUGUGACGCCCGAGAUUUUGGAUGAGAUACAAGUUAUUGAACCGAACUUUGACGAAACUAGUCGGCAAAUAUACCAGGAUUUGUUGCGAGAGGCUGAAAAGAUUUCCGAGUGGAUAAAGGAAUCGGAAAAGUCCGAAACGCUGGCUUUGUAUUUAGCACGGAGAGGAGCCAUUUACAGGAAGCUCGGUUUUCUCAAGAAAGCAUGGAGUGAUUUGGAUCGAUCCGUGGAGCUUGAGCCCCAACUAUUAGUGAGUCGUUGGCAGCGGCAUCUCUUACAUCUUCUCAAUGACAAUCUCAAGAAAGCUUUGGAGGACUUGACAUUUAUAACGAAACAAAAUAGCCGAAUCGUCAAAGUAUAUUUAUCAAGGGCCGACAUCUACAAGUCGUUAGGUGACAGUACGAUGGCAAUCUUGAAUUAUUCUCAAGCCAUUAAACUGGAUCCUGAUAAUGCAACAACAUACUAUCAAAGAGCAGCGUUGUUUGUCGAGCGCGGUGAUGUUGUUCUCGCACUAGACGAUUAUCAAAAAGCCUCAAAGUUAGAACCAAGUAAAACAGAUGCUAUAUUUUACAUCGGUUGCCAUAACUUCAACCAGAGACAUUUGCCCGCAGCAGUAAAGUGCUUCACAGCCAUGUUAAAGCAGGAUCCAUUGGACGCUAAAGCUUACUUAUUCAGAGGAAAAUCUCAUGCCAAAAUGGGAAUUUUCGAUUUGGCGCUUAAAGAUCUUUCGUUCGCUGUUCAUUUGAAUCCAAGAAGUAAAGAAGGAUUUUAUCACCGUGGCUGCUUGCUUAGAAAAAUCAAUCCCCAAAAAGCUCUACAAGAUUUAAGCAUCUCUUUAUUAUUGGACUGUACGGUCGACAACGUGUACUCAUAUUUGCAUCGUGCGAUUGUUUAUACGGAUCUGAAGCGUUGGGAAGAGGCACUCAGUGACUUGGAGUCCGCCUUGCAGCUUGACAACAACAUUCCCAGUGCGCAUGUCAAUAUUGGCUUGAUUUUCAUCGCUAAAUACUCCAACUAUCCAAGAUCAAUUAAACGAUUCUCGGCUGCACUUCGUGUUGAUCCCACGUACGUUCGAGCUCACCUCUGCCGUGCUGAAGCGUACGAGAAUAUUGGAAACAUCAAAGAGGCGAUAAAUGAUUUUACCAAAGCUAUUUAUCUACAUCCAAACAACGCCGACUAUCGCAUCGCGAGGGGGAAACUUCUCUUGAAACAAAAUAAACUGGACUUGGCAAGUUUUCACAUAAGACAAGCUGCCGAACUAAGUAAAGGACUUGGAGGCUCCGCAACUCAACAGGCUGUCGUAUAUGCAUUUUUGCAAGAUCAUGAAAAGGCGAUUGAUAUUCUUACGCGAGCAGCCCGUAUUUCCCCCGUAGCAGAUAUGUACGUGUUGUUGGGAAAGACGUGUAUGAAAGCAAAGCAAUACGAGAAUGCCAUCGCCAGUUUCAAAAGAGCCAUAUCCAACCUGAAACCUUGGCAUCCACGGACUCCGAUGCCAAUUGAAGCGGCUGCCGUCUACUUCAUGAUUGGAAAUUGUUUUACCGAACUACACAAUCCAACUGCCGCCCUUGACGCGUUCAAUCACGCCAUCAAAGUUAAUCCUGAUUAUGCUGAAGCCUAUUACAAUCGCGGUCUAACCAAAAUGAAAUUAAAACAUUCAAAAAGUAUUCACGACUUCAAUCGUGCCCUGGCCAUCAAUCCCAAACUAUUCCAGGCGUUCUUAAGUCGUGCCGUAUACUAUGCAAUGAAAGGUCGUUUUUCUAAAGGCAUCAUGAAUUGUAACGAAGCAAUAAAACUUAAACCAAGAAGUGUUAGGGCAUAUCUCUACAGAGGGGCAUUGAAGUUUCAUAUCUCCGCUUUCAAAGUGGCUAUACGUGACUUGACAGAAGCGAUUGCCAUAGAUUCUGCUUGUCUACUGGCCUACUUUAACCGUGCUGUGUGUUUCCAUGCUUUGAAGUACUAUCAAAAGGCUCUUAUUGAUUACAGCACAGUGUUAUUGUGUUCACGGGAACUUGAUCUGAAGGUAUUGCAGAACAGGGGCUUGCUGUACCUGGAGCUUGGCGAUGUGGAUAAUGCCGUGAUGGAUUUCAAAGAAGUUUCAAAGGUGUCACCGAACAACCCGAAUAUUCACCACACACUUGGACUCUGUUAUCACAAAUUAGGCCGUUUGGUAGACUCGGUCAAGUGCCACUCAGAAUCGUUAGAAUGCGAUCCAUUCUUUAAAGAAGCUUACAUUGGGCGUGGCAAUGCUUUCAUGGAUUAUGGUCAUGCUGUUGCAACGCGUCAUGCAAGGUUUGAUUAUCUAAGAGCACUUCACCUUGAUCCAACAUGCCUGUCCGCCCGUGUAAACCUUGGCUAUAAUUUGCAGGUGGAAGGAAAAUAUCAAAAGGCUUGGGACCAGUUUACCGUCGCUUUGAAUGUCGACAGAGGUUCACAAGCAGCUCUUGAAAGUCGAGCGAUAGUCAACUUACAAAUGUCAAACACCUUCGCUGCUUUUGUCGACAUAAAUGACUGUCUACAAAUUUCCAAAACUGCUGAACUUCUGACAAAUCGUGGCGUUAUACAACAGUUUAUGGGCGACACUGUGAAUGCCAUGAAUGACUAUCAAGCUGCUCUACGUCUGGAACCCGAGUAUUCCCUAGCAUACUACAACGCGGCGAAUCUUUAUUUUAAACAAAGGCAGUUUAAGCAGGCGUUGACUUAUUAUGAAAAAGCUUGUUCUUGGAACCCGAAAGAUGAAAGCGCAGUGCUAAAUAACGCAAUCACUAAAGUCUUGUUGAAGCAGUUUGAUUCGGCUUUGAAAGAUUUUCAGAAAGCAAUUGAGUUAAGCCCGUAUUCAGCGCACAUUUAUCUCAAUCGCGGUAAUCUGUACGCUUCACUUGGACAAUUUGAGAAUGCAGAACAAGAUUACAGCCAUGCGUUGCAGUUAAAGCCGGGCGACGCAUUGACUUACAAAAGUCGCGCCGAUGUCCGAGGGAAAUUGUCGAAACGAUCCGAAGCGAUAGAGGAUUAUAAAAUGGCGAUCGUAUUACAGGCGAGAGAAAAUCAAAAUGAUCGAAAGUAGGUGAAAACAGACAUGUACAUGUAACAGCGAUUCUAGCCUCGUUGUUGUUAUUUGCUUCAACAUCUAAUGUUUUAAAUGAUUGUUCUAAUUUUUUAUGUUCUUACUUUAAAAGCAUUAAUUUUCUGUGAAUAUGUACUGUAUUGUGGUAACACGCAUGCUCGAUAGCGCUGCUAUAGGAAGCCUGGGUCGAGUAGCAGCAAAAGAUAUCUUCCCCGAAAAUCCCGUGAAAUAACUCUAUAUUUUCAAAUAAACUUUCUUAUUCGGUUAGUUGGUUCAUCGAAAGGUGAGGGGAAAAAUAAUAUUUGCGGAAAAAAUUGUUAUGGAUAACUAUAAAUAUAAUUGGAGGAUGCGGGCAUCGAUCCCGCUACCUCGCGCAUGCUAAGCGCGCGCUCUACCAUUUGAGCUAAUCCCCCUGACAGAAAUAUCUACGAAAAGUAUGCAAAUUAUCAUAGCAGCAGUCGUUCAGUGAAAUAUUCAUAAAAUAUCUCAAAUACUUUUGAAUUAAUUCGAGCUUACAAAGCAAAUUUCUAAGGAGAUAAAUUUCCGUAAACAAAGCAAACGAACGACACACAAAGUUUGUGGAUGUAUUUUUCAAUGGGAACAUAUUCAUUGCUACUGGCAUUUAUUUUAAGUCAUGGAUGUCUCGUCAUCCAUAGUGUUUCAGCUCAGAAUAAAAGAACGUUGACAACGUCAUGUAGUACAAAAGACGAUUGUAAAACUCCUCUGGCACCAAUAUGUUGUGGAAAGACAGGUUUUAAGCAUUGUACAAAUGCCUCAGGAUGUGUUGGUAUUUCUUGUGAUUCCUCUUUCGAAUGCGACGAAGGUAGAAUGUGGUGCUGCUCAAACAAAUGCAAAAAUUCGUAUUGUAUUAUGCCCAUUUGGGCUAUAGUUUUGGUUGCUAUGGCUGUGGCCGUCAUUGUCACAAUACUUUUGAUCUACGUUAUACUUGAAUGCUGUCGAAGAUGGCCUAAUGUUAGAAGAGCACUUUGUUGAAAAUAUCGCUUCAAAUGUAUUUCGUGAAUUACAAAUCAACUUAGACGAAGCGUUCUUCUUCGACUUUUACUUCCGGUCAGUCGAACUCGAUUUCCGGUCAGAAGAAUACAAGGACAAGCAAGUAAUUAGACAAAAUAACCAACAUGUUUUGAUGUUUUAAUAUUAAUCUAGUACAUCAAUAAAACAUUGGAUUUCUUAGACAAGCGAUUAUAUAAAUAAUUCACCAUUGAUUCUUCCAUGGUACCUGUUGGCUAAACCAACAAAGAUGGCACAUGUUAAAUCCAUAGGAAGUCCAUAAUCCACCAACAUAACACGUCAUUGUUCUGUUCUCUUGGGCAGACCAUGCUUAGCAAGAUAGUUCCUGACGUAAUGAAUAAAAUUAUUUUAAAUGCGUUAAAA
Xenia sp. Carnegie-2017 is the source of this 8487-nucleotide messenger RNA. RefSeq lists its product as uncharacterized. Gene Ontology annotation, molecular function: protein binding. The transcript has 52 exons. The coding region runs from base 160 to 7095 and encodes 2311 amino acids. The record is from RefSeq and is a predicted model, not a curated record. NCBI's taxonomy places the organism in Eukaryota, Metazoa, Cnidaria, Anthozoa, Malacalcyonacea, Xeniidae.